AUAAUUGUCACAAUAUGAGUGAAAGAUUUUCGAAAGGACAUGAAAUAAAAUUAUAUAUUCAUGUCAAAUCAGGUAGUCUUAUUAUUCCAGGAUUUCGCCAGGCUCUAGCAGCCUAUGGCGGAGGGACCUGCACCAUACCCCAGGCCGGUAGCCCAGGGGCCACGACUGUUUGUACUGGAACCGCAAACGGAUUCUGUUUGAUUGAUACUUUCACCACUGCGGGUGCUCCUCAACUCACGUCUGCCGUUGCUGCUGGGAGAUGUGUCUGUUAUUAUGGAUACAGUGGUACAAGCUGUGGAACUGUUGACCCUUCAGCGACAUCGUCCACAAGUGCCUCAAGCAGUAAUGCUGUCAACACUAUUGCAACACUGGGACUUUUAGGUGCUGGCGCUUGGGCACUCUCACAGGGACUCGGUUCAGGUGGAUCACAAAAUGCACUCGGAAUCGGCUCAGGCUCCGCACAAAGUGCUGAGGAGGCAUUAUACCUACGACAAGCAAUGAGCAAAUAGAACUCUACUCCAUGCAACUGAUGUCUACCGUCCUUUUUACUUCAUGUGAGAAAACAAAGAAUGAA
Messenger RNA from Saccostrea cuccullata (small rock oyster), 574 nucleotides. RefSeq lists its product as uncharacterized. NCBI's taxonomy places the organism in Eukaryota, Metazoa, Mollusca, Bivalvia, Ostreida, Ostreidae. The transcript is spliced from 2 exons. Bases 15 to 509 code for a protein of 164 amino acids. The record is from RefSeq and is a predicted model, not a curated record.